Molecule: messenger RNA, 13996 nt
Organism: Gambusia affinis (western mosquitofish)
Lineage: Eukaryota; Metazoa; Chordata; Actinopteri; Cyprinodontiformes; Poeciliidae
Gene: hspg2
Product: heparan sulfate proteoglycan 2
Exons: 90
Coding region: 461-11746 (3761 amino acids)
Molecular function (GO): calcium ion binding; protein binding
Source: RefSeq, a predicted model, not a curated record
CCCACGCUGGGAUUAGCUGUCCUUCUCUUUGCCCUCCCUGAAUUCCAUUCCGCCUUUUACUUUCUCGGCUUCCCUCUCUGCGCUCCGGAGGACUUCCCAGUGACUUUGCGUGGCCGCAUUCAGCCCCACUCUGACUAACUCAAAGUCCCAAAGUACUGCUGCUGCUGCUGCUGCUGCAGCGGAGAGUGCGCAGGAAGGAGAAGAAGCACGUUUGGAGGUCUCGACAUUUGUUGUGUUUCCGCAACCUUUUUCCCCUCCCCUCUUCCUUAAGGAAACGAGCGCGAGCAGGGAAUAGUUUUUACCUGUUGAUGAGGUCCCACGGGUGGCAGAGGAGCAGGCGCAUACAGUGUGAAAAAAACUCGCUCCAGCAGCGGAUCGCGGGAAGCGAGUAAAGGACCCCGGGAUUUUUUUCUUUCCUUUUUCCCCCAGCAGAAGCAACCUUUGCUGGGUUGGUGGAAAAAUGGGCUCUUCGACCUCCUGGAGCUGUGGACUUAUGGUGUCUUUGAUACUCGCAUGUCAGCUUGUUUCUGUGAGUCAGGCCUCCAAGGUGUGGGGAGAGGUUCCGCUUCCAGAAGAUUUGGAGUCAGAAAAAGAUGUCCGGGCAUCUCUGAGUUUACUGGAUGACGAUGAGGACUUUGCAGCUGAUGAAGUGUCAGGAGACCAGCCCAGUGGGGAGGAGGAUGGCAGCACUCCAGAGCCUGACAGCACAACUAUUGACCAACUGUUGAAGUCUUGGUAUCUGGGACACAUACAGAGCCCAAAUGAGGAGCAGUACAUUUAUUACCGAGCUCUUGUCAACUUCACAAACUCCGUGGUUUACGGCUCUGAACUCGAAGACAUCUUCUCUCCAGAAUAUAGGGAAAUUUCUGAAGCAGUGAUGGACACGCUGGAGUCUGAGUACAACAAGAUUCCAGGUGUCCAGACGGUUAAUGUGGUCCUGAUCAAAAAAGUGAUAAGAGAGGAUGGAGUUGAUGUCUUUGUGGAACUUGACGUGGGCUCUGAAUACAACAGCAAUGAAGAACAGAUCCGCACCGUCCUCUACAACGUGGUGAAGGAAGGAGCUAUUGCUUCCUACAUCACAUCAGUCCAGGGUUUUCAGUUCAGGCAGCUUGGGAAAGUAGAAACUCUGCCUUCAGUGGACCCUAUAGCAGUACCAGUAACACCCAUUAAAAGGCCUUGCAUGGCUGACGAGUUCAGGUGUGGUGAUGGAACAUGCAUCCUGAUAGACUACGUGUGUGACAACAGACCCGACUGCACAGACUUGACUGAUGAAACCAAUUGUGAUAUGAUUAGGUCCAUCCCUGUGGUCGCCACAACCCCUGCUGCGAUCACUCCCACUCCUGGACCAGGGGGCCCCCGGCCUCCCAUCCCACCUCUCCGGUGCAAAGCAGAUCAAGCUAGAUGCCAGAGUGGAGAAUGUAUUUCUCGAAUUUUUAUUUGUGAUGGAGAACGGGACUGCCAAGAUGGUAGUGAUGAACUGAGAUGUGGCACGCCGUCUCCCUGUGAGCCCAAUGAGUUCAAGUGUAAAAAUGGCCGCUGCGCCCUCAAGUUGUGGCGUUGUGACGGCGACAAUGACUGCGAAGAUAACUCUGAUGAGACCGACUGCCCUACCAAAGGUCCCAAUGACAGAUGCAGUCCUGAGCAGUUUGAAUGCCGUAUUGAUAAAAAAUGCAUCCCAGCCAGUUACCAAUGUGAUGAAGAGCCAGACUGCGCAGAUCGCACCGAUGAGAUCGGCUGCACCCCUCCUACUGUGGUGAGCCCGCCAGAGGAGUCAGUCGAGGCAGCGCGGGGGUCGACUGUGACGUUUACCUGUCAGGGUGCUGGCGUUCCAACACCCAUCAUCACCUGGAGACUCAACUGGGGGCAUAUUCCCAAAAACGACAGGUUUAUUAUGACCAGUGAGAAUGGCCGCGGUACCCUUACUAUUCGCGAUGUGAAAGAGGCAGACCAGGGGGCGUACACCUGCGAGGCCAUCAAUGCCAAAGGCUUGGUGUUUGGUAUCCCUGAUGGAGUGUUGACUCUCAUCUCUAAUCCCAACCCAGAAAAUUGUCCUGAUGGUCACUUCAGGGUGGAUGAUCGCUGCAUCUCCUGCUUCUGUGCUGGAGUCUCAAAGAACUGCAAGAGAACUGGACGCUACCGAAACCAGAUUAGCCUGCGCUUCACUGAGGAGGAGAACUUCAAAGGAGUUAAUGUCACCUACCCCUUCAGGCCAGGUACUCCACCCCUCUCUUCCACUCAGCUCCUCAUUAACCCCGAGAUGGAAGAGUUCCAGCUUGUUGACUUGUCUCGCCGGUUCCUCAACCUUGAAUCCUACUGGACCUUACCUCAGCGGUUCCUUGGCAACAAAAUUGACUCAUAUGGAGGCUCACUAAGAUUCAAGGUGCGAUACACACUUGCUCGCGGCCUUUCUGAGCCAGUGGCGAGAUCGGAUGUGAUCAUAGUAGGAAACAGACGCAGGCUUAUAUAUCGCAGAGGCGAUCACACCCCUCCCAAUGUGGUCAACCAGAAAGAGAUCAUAUUCACUGAAGAGCACUGGCAGCACUCCAGCGGCCUCCCUGUCAGCCGCGAGGAGCUGAUGAUGACGCUGGCCAACCUGGAGAGCAUCAGCAUCCGCACCAUCUAUGAUAACCACAUGGUCAGCGCAGCACUCAGUCACAUUGUCAUGGAUACCACCACAGUGGAGUUCAGCACUCUUGGCCAUGCUAAGGAUGUUGAGGAAUGCAGAUGUCCUCCUGGAUAUACGGGCCUGUCUUGUGAAAUGUGUCUCUCUGGUUUUGAGCGCGUCCCCGGUGGUCGCUAUCUUGGUACCUGUGCAGGCUGUAACUGUAACGGACACGCGACAGCCUGCGAUCCGAUCAGUGGAUACUGUCUGAGCUGCCAACACAACACAGAGGGCCCGCAGUGUAACAAGUGUCGCCCUGGCUAUUUUGGCGAUCCAACCCGAGGUCGUCCUGACGACUGCAAACCCUGCCCUUGUCCAUACACUGAGACAUCACGGCGGUUUUCCGACACCUGCUUCCUGAACGUUGACCAGCAGCCCACAUGUGACGCCUGCAGGCCAGGAUACACAGGAAGACGUUGUGAAAAGUGUGCUCCUGGUUACCAGGGCAACCCCCUCCUGCCUAAUGGAAGAUGUGUUCAAAUUUCACCCUCCACUUGUGAUAACAGAGGAACUAUCAGCUCCAGCAGCAGACCAUGCAGCUGCAAGAACAACGUGGCAGGCGAUCUUUGUGAUGAGUGCAAGGCUGGAUUCUUCCAUCUAUCAGAGGCCAACCCUGAAGGCUGUUUGCGCUGUUUCUGCAUGGGAGUGUCCUCACAGUGUGCCAGCUCCUCCUGGAGUAGAGAUCAGGUGCGAGGAGGAGUGAAUGGGCAGCUCUUCACCCUCUCAAACAGCGCCAACACCAAAACAAUUUCUGAUGACAUCGUCCAGAGGGGCUCCUCUGUCGUCUACAGCCCCUACUCAAGAGGCUCCAGUGAUGUCUUCUUCUGGGUGUUGCCUGAGAGCUUUAGAGGAGAUAAGGUGACGGCUUAUGGCGGGGAGCUCAGCUACACCGUGACCUUUGAACCUUAUCAGCGCUCACUGGUGGUUGACGGACAGCCAGACGUGGUUCUCCAGGGCAACGACAUCUUCCUGGAGCACUACUCGCAGAUUAAGCCCCUCCCACGAGAACCACAAGCUAUGACUGUGACGUUCAGAGAGUCUUCGUGGCGUCGCUCUGAUGGGCAGCCAUGUACUCGGGAGCACCUGCUAAUGGCGCUCUCUGAUGUUUCUUUGUUCAUGAUCCGAGCCACCUAUGUUGACAGCAUGCGAGAGACCAGCAUCUCAGAUAUCAAGAUGGACAUCGCUGUUCCUCAUGUUACUGGUAGUGAACGAGCCCUGGAGGUAGAGGAAUGUGCCUGCCCAAUAGGAUACAGAGGAGCUUCUUGCCAGGAGUGUGAUGUGGGUUAUGCGCGGACCACCUCUGGUCUUUACCUUGGCACGUGUGAGAGGUGCAACUGCAACGGCUACUCCAGCAGCUGUGACCCAGAGACCGGCAGGUGUCUGCAAUGUCUUCACAACACUGAUGGAGAGAGAUGUGAAAAAUGUCUGUCUGGAUUUUAUGGAGACCCUACAAGGGGUGGUCCGGUGCCCUGUAAGCCCUGUCCCUGCUAUGGAGUCACUUCCAAUGCUCAAUUCUCCCCAGAGUGCCACCUGGGCUCUGACGGUCAACCAGUCUGUGAUACUUGUCCUCCUGGAUUGACAGGCUUGCGCUGUGAAAGAUGUGCACCAGGAUAUAUUGGCAACCCGCUGCGGGGACAGGAAUGUGUGCCUGACAAUGAUAUCAAUGGCAACUGUUAUAACUGUAACCAAGAUGGCAGAGAAAGCUGCUCUGGUGGUGUGUGCCUGUGCAAGAUGAACGUUGAAGGUCCAUCUUGCUCCACCUGUAAAGCUGGAACCUUCCAUCUCAGCCACAAAAACAAAGAUGGCUGUUUGUCCUGUUUCUGUAUGGGUGUCACUCAGCAGUGCACCAGUUCUACAUACUACAGAGAUGUGGUCUCUUCUGUCUUUACUCCAAGAAACUUUCAGGGAUUCGCUCUGGUAAACCGCCAGAGAACCAGUCGUGUUUCUACUGGUUUCACUGUGGAGAUUUCCACCGAAGGCACUCAGCUGUCCUACAGCAACUUUAACAACUUGGGACAGGGCCCGCACUACUGGCAGCUUCCAGAUGUUUACCAAGGAGAUAAGAAAGAUUCUUACUUUUCUCGUGUCAAACGAGCACAUCAGAGUGACUCGUAUUUGCCAGAGGAACAGCUAAGGAAGGAUGCUUCUGUUUGGAGUCUAAUGGCCGCCGAACGUAAGGCCAAACAAAGACCAAAAAGAGACAGCCAGAAUGAUGUCAAAAAGCUGGAUGAUGAGGUCUGGGCAUUUCAGUUUAACUUCUCCAAUGGACAAGCCGGUUUCCCUCCAUUUCUCCCCCCUCCUAAAUCCUCUUCAUUUCCCUCCUCCCGGGUCCCGAACUCUUCUUCUCCUCAAUGGUCUUUGCAUAACCUGAGCCUCCCCUCCCCCGCAUCCGGUGUUUCUUCCACUGUUAGACCAACCCGGCCCCAGUCUUACUCACCAGGCCACGUCCCUAGUCUGCAGAGCAAGAACACUUUCAGCAAGUCUGUUGGUUCUCCUGGAGGCAGCAGUAAGUAUGCUCUGGUCUACAAAGGUUUCAGCUCGCAGCAAGACGAUGUGCUGUACUGGCAGCUCCCUGAGCAGUUCACAGGGGAAAAGGUGGGUUCUUAUGGUGGCAAACUGAAAUACACCAUAACCUAUGUGACCGGUUCCAGAGGAACAGAACUCGAAGAUGCUGAUGUUCAGAUAAUUGGUAAUGACAUCACACUGGUAGCCCGUCAGGCAUGGCAGAGGAACCAGCCAGGCGGCAGAGAGAGAAAACAGUUUGAGGUCAUCUUUAGGGAGGAACACUGGCGAAGACCUGAUGGCAUGCCUGCCACCAGAGAGCACCUGAUGAUGGUCCUGGCUGAUCUGGAUGAUAUCCUGAUCCGAGCUUCCUACUCCACUGAAAUGCGCUCGUCUAGCAUCUCUGACGUCAGUAUGGAGGUGGCUGUGCCCAACUACAGCGGCUUGGCACAGGCCUUCGAGGUGGAGCAGUGUCGCUGCCCGCCUGGCUACCAAGGGCUUUCCUGCCAGGAUUGUGCACCUGGCUUUACUCGUACAGGAGGAGGUUUGUACUUGGGUCACUGUGAGCCCUGUGAUUGCAAUGGCCACUCUGACUCCUGCCACCCGGAAACUGGCACCUGCACAAGCUGCCUGCACAACACGCAGGGAGAUUUCUGUGAGCAGUGCGCCCCUGGCUUCUUUGGCGACCCGACUGCUGGCACCCCGGAAGACUGCCAGAGAUGUGGCUGCCCUCACACUGACCCAGACAACCAAUUCUCUCCUACAUGCGAGAGCCUUGGUAAUGGAGACUACCAGUGCACUUCCUGCCAGCCUGGUUAUACUGGCCAGUACUGUGAACGUUGUGCUGCAGGAUACGUUGGCAACCCACAGGACAGAAAUAAGUGUCGCCCAAAUGACGCAGCCUACCUGGAGGUGAAAGUGUAUCCAGAGCGGUUUGUAGCCACACCGGGCAGCUCUGUCACACUGCGCUGUCAGGUCUCUGGAUUUCCUCCACACUACUUCUUCUGGUCCAGACAGGAUGGACGGCCCAUCUCCAGCAGUGUUGACAGACGCAGACAAGGAGCAGAGCUGUACUUCUCCAGCGUCCAGCCGAGUGACGCCGGCAUCUACAUCUGCACCUGCCAAGACCUGCGUGGCUCCAACAGGAGCCAUGCUGAGAUUAUUGUUGCAGGUGGCCCAACUAAACCCAUAGAGGUUACAGUUGAGGAGCCUAAGUUUCAGACCGUGAGGGUCGGCUCCACUGUCAACUUCAUUUGUACUGCAAAGAGCAAGUCACCGGCCUACACACUGGUGUGGACCAGGAAAGGCAACAGGAAGCUUCCCAACCGCGCCACAGACUUCAAUGGCAUCUUGACGAUUCAGAACGUCCAGCCUGAGGAUGCGGGCGUCUACGUUUGCACGGGCUCCAACAUGUUUGCCAUGGAUGAAAGUAGUGCCACCCUCUACGUGCCAGAGGCCUCACAGACUCAGAUGUUUUACACAGCCUAUGAAAUGUUUGAAGGACACAGAAAGCCUGGGGAGGCGGCCCAACCCGUCGCAACCAUCACCCCCUCGGUACUAAACGUCCGGCAGGGUCAGCGGGCAGAACUUCGCUGCUCCGUGACUGGAAACCCAACUCCAGCUAUAGAAUGGAUCGGUGGUCCAGGAUACAGGAUGAGUCCAAGAGCUGUGAUAAGAAACGGCAUCCUCACAAUCCCAGCAGUGGAUCCGGCUGAUGCAGGGGAGUACAUCUGCAAGGCCCUGAACACUCACGGCGAGCACACAGCACGGGCCUCCCUCCAUGUCCAAAGAAACACCCCCAGUGGUAUUGGCACUCAGCCCCAAGUCCAAGUCAGUCCUCAAAGUGCCGACAUCCGUGAAGGGGAACCCUUGAGGUUGUACUGCAGAGCGACAGGUUCGCCCACCCCAAAGCUCACCUGGCUGAAAAAUGGAGGACAGCUCCCCCCAGAGGCCAUUCCCUCUCACGGUUUCCAUCAGUUUAAAAGCAACAGUCUCGAUGUGUUACACAGACGUAUUGAGGAGCUGCAGGCCCAAACGGACCGCACCGACAUUGGCACUCUCUUCAUCCCUAACAUUAAACUCUCUGACGCUGGCACUUACAUGUGUGUUGGUAGCAACAGUGUCGGCUCAAACAGCGCUCCAAUUCGGGUCACUGUUCUCAGAGCAGAGCAUUCCUUUUCUGUUGUCACAAUCCAGCCGUCUAUCGCUGAUGUCCAAGAGGGCCAGACUCUGGAACUGAACUGCUUUCCUCCUGGAAAUCCUCCUCCCAGAGUCAUCUGGACAAGAGCCAGCGGACACUUCUCUGCCAACCAUCAGGUUGCUGGCAAUCAGCUUCGUAUCCUUUCCGCCACUUCGGAGGACUCAGGAGAGUACAUCUGUCGGGUACAGGGAGCGGGGAGCUCAGGCCCGGUCCAUCAGGCCUCUGUCUCCGUCUCCGUCACUUCAUCUUCUUCACGCCUACAGAGUCCCAUCAUUGGCGUUGAGCCCCACAGCUCUGCAGUGCGUGUCGGGGAGUCAGCCAGCUUCAGAUGCCAGGUGUACAGUGGAGCCCAGCCGGUCAGGCUGGAGUGGAAGCUUGCCAACAACCAGCCUCUGCCAGAUAAUGUCAGAGUUAACUCUGAUGGCUCCGUUAUCACCAUCGUCAAGGCUCGCCCACAAAACCAUGGAGCCUACCGCUGUGUGGCGAGCAAUCCAUUUGGCAUCACUCAAACCAUAGUGUCUUUGCUUGUUAAAGAGUCUCCCGGGGCCAUUGUUACCCCUGUUGGGCCCCUUCGGGUCAGGGUAGGUGAGCCCAUUAACCUGGAGUGCCAAGCUUCAGGAGAACCCCGCCCUUCAGUGUCCUGGCACAGACUGGAUAACAACCGGAAGACCACCCUGACCAGUCCUGUACCCAUGGACUCCAAUGCAGUCAUGCAGAUUCUUGUUGCCCGUCCAGAGGACAGUGGGACGUAUGUCUGUGUGGCUCGUAACACUGAGGGAACUACCGAGACCAGAGUGGAAGUGAUCAUAGAGGGAGGAUCUCAAAUGCCCUCGGUGCCGAGAGCCUUGGUUCCUGAUCCGCUCAUGAUCGUGGUGGAGGGACAGACCGCGACUCUGCGCUGUGAUGCCUACGGAUUUCCCUCUCCGGUUAUUAUGUGGUCCAAACUGCGCUCCGCUCUGCCUUGGAGGCACAAGGUGGUGAACAACAGCUUGGUGCUGCAAUCUGUCGGUCGACAAGACUCUGGAGAAUACAUCUGCAACGCCACAAACAACAUGGGAACUAGUGAAGUCACCAUCAUGCUAGAAGUGGAGACUCCUCCUUAUGCCACUUCGGUGCCUGAUGACGUGGCUGUGCGGGUCGGAGAGGUGAUCAGGUUGCAAUGCCUGGCCCAUGGUACUCCUCCCUUGACCUAUACAUGGACCAAACUGGAUGGCGUCCUGCCUUCCAGAGCUCAGGCCAGCGAAGGCGAUCUGCAGAUCGACCUGGCCACUUCCGAGGAUGCUGGGAGCUACAAAUGUGUGGCCAGCAACAGAGUUGGCAGCAGCGAAGUAGUUGCUAAAGUCACAGUCAGAUCACCUCUGGCGGUGCGCGUUUCCCCCCAGGUUGAGGUGAAAGCUCAGGGCAGUGCUGUAGAGUUCACCUGCUCUGCAGCUGGAGGAGUUCAUACCCAGAUUGAAUGGUUGAAGGAAGGAGGAGCCUUGCCUCCAAACCACGACAUAAAGGAUGGUGUUCUCAGAAUUGAAAACUUGGAGCAGGGCAAUGAAGGUGUUUACAUCUGCAGAGCAACCAGUGCAUAUGGUCAAGCACAGGACACUGCAAGACUAACCAUUCAAGCUCUGCCAAAGGUGAUGAUUAAUGUACGAACCUCAAUGCAAACCGUGAUGAUUGGGAACGCUGUGGAGUUUGAGUGCCAUGCUGUCGGUGAUCCAGAGCCCACAGUCAGGUGGAGUAAAGUUGGAGGCCCACUUCCUUCACACAUCAUGGUGAAAGACGGCAUGCUGAGGAUCAGUCAGGUGACCGAGGCAGACGCCGGCCAUUACCGCUGCACAGCCACCAACGAUGUAGGCUCAGUUCAGUCUCAAGUGCUACUCAACGUCCAGUCUCUUCCGCAAAUUUCUGCACUGCCAGAAACAAAGGAGGUGACCGUUGGGUCUGAUGCAGUCAUGCCUUGCUUAGCUUCAGGAUAUCCAGUCCCUGAUAUCAAAUGGACAAAGUCGGAAGGAGAACUUCCUCCUAAGUGCUUCCAGGAAGCCAACGUGCUGACAGUUCCUCAGGUCACCCACCAGGACUCUGGCACAUACAUCUGCACCGCCUCUAACGAGCACGGCAAAGUGGCAGCUUUCACCAAACUUGAAGUCCAUGAGAGAGUGAUGCCGUACUUUGCCCAGGAACCUGUAUCUUACCUCACACUGCCCACCAUUAAAAAUGCCUACAAGGCUUUCAACAUAAAGAUCAACUUCAGACCUGAUAAUGUUGAUGGUCUCAUAUUGUAUGCUGGCAUGAUCCUCUACAACGGCCAGAGAAGAACAACAGGAGCCGACUUCAUCUCUCUGGGACUUGUGAGUGGACGGUUGGAGUUCAGGUUUGAUGUGGGCUCUGGCAUGGCCACCAUACGUGACCCCAACCCCAUUAAACUGGGAGAGUUUCACACGGUGGAGGUCUAUCGCAACCUUACUCAGGGUUAUAUCACUGUGGACGGCGGGGAGCCCAUCAGUGGAAAAUCACAGGGAAAGUUCCAGGGCCUUGAUCUGAAUGAGGAGCUGCAUGUGGGUGGUUACCCCAACUACACAUCAAUUGUAAAAACAGCUGGCAUUAAGACCGGUUUUGUGGGAUGUAUUCGUCAGCUGGUCAUCCAAGGAGAGGAAGUAAUCUUUAAAGAACUUGACCGCAGCUCUACUGGCGUCACAAAUUGUCCCACCUGCAUAGAUUAUCCAUGCCAGAAUGGAGGAACGUGUAAGGAUUCAGAGGCCAGCUUGUACAGGUGCACCUGCCCCCGAGGAUUCACAGGCAGCAACUGCCAGCAUCACUCGUCUCUGCACUGCCACUCAGAGGCCUGCGGACCCGAUGCUACUUGCAUCAACCGGCCGAACGGCCUGGGCUACGACUGUCGCUGCCAUCUGGGCAAGUUUGGAAACAAAUGCAUGCAAGGUGAGCUUGUGAUGACUCCACUGUUUGAUGGGGAUGAGUCGUACAUAGCCUACCCACCCCUGACCAUUGUCCAUGAUGACCUGCGUGUUGAGCUGGAGUUCAAACCACUGGGAAGGAAUGGCCUGAUGUUCUUCUGCGGCGGUAGAAAAACCAAGGUGGAGGACUUUGUGGCCGUUUCAAUGGUGGAGGGUCAUGUGGAGUUCAGAUAUGAACUCGGCACAGGACAGGCAGUCCUUCUCAGUCCUCAGCCGGUCUCCCUGGGCCAGUGGCACAGAGUUGUAGCUGAGAGAAACAAGAGGUCUGGCCACCUUAGGGUGGACCAGGGCCCAGUGCAAAGGAGGAUGUCUCCAGGAAAAGCCCAAGGCCUCAAUAUCCACACUCCAAUGUACCUGGGAGGAGUGCCGAGGAUGGACAUCCUGCCCAAACCGGCAAAUGUCACUCAGAUGUUUGACGGUUGCAUCGGAGAGGUUUCCAUCAACAACAAGAAGGUGGACUUGUCCUACAGCUUCACAGAGAGCAAAUCAAUUAACAAAUGUGUGGACAACAGCCCCUGUGACCGCCGGCCCUGCCUGAACGGUGGGGAAUGCAUGUUCAAUGCAGAAUAUGAGUACCAGUGCCUGUGCAAAGACGGAUUUGAAGGUGAACGUUGUGAGGUGGUAAAAUUUGUGUGCCAGAGCGACAUCCAGUGCCAAAAUGGAGGAACUUGUGUUGAAGGCAAAUGUGUAUGCAUUUCUGGACACACAGGCCUCACCUGUGAGGAAAGCCAGGUCUUCAGCUUCGCCGAGGCCAUGCGGAGUUCAGAAACCAGCGAGGCGAAUGAUUCCCCCUAUCAAUAUGCAGCUCAUUUCCAAAGUGACGGGUACAUUGCCCUCCCUAAAUCAAUUUUCCCAAGAAGUGUCCAUGAUGCUCCAGAGACAAUAGAAAUGGAAAUUAACACCAGCUCCUCUGAGGGCCUGAUUUUAUGGCAGGGAGUGGAGACGAAAAGCGCACGAAAUUUGCGAAAGGUGCAUGCUAGUGAAAAGGUACCUGGAGAACAUAGCAAAGGAAAGGACUUCAUCAGCCUUGGCCUACAGAACGGACACCUAGUUUUCAGUUACCAGCUGGGCAGUGGAGAGGCAAGAAUAAAAUCAACAACCGCCAUCAACGAUGGAAAGUGGCAUAAGAUCACAGCAUUUAGAGCUGGAAAAGAUGGUUUCAUCCAAAUUGAUGGAGGAGACGAACAACAUGGACAAUCUAAAGGCAAAAGCCUCAUGGUUAACACCAAAGGCAGCAUAUAUCUGGGUGGAGCUCCAGAUAUGACUGCUAUGACAGGAGGAAAAUUUUCAUCAGGAAUCAGCGGCUGUGUUCGGAACCUGAUGCUGAUGAACACUCGGCCUGGACUGCAGCCUGGCCAGCUGAUUGAUCUGCAGGCUCACGCUGCCCACGGCAUCAAUGUUCAGCCCUGCUCUUCAUAGACAUACAUACACCAGGACACGCACGCACACAAGCACACGCACACAUUGAGAGACUACGGAGUGAUUACACAUGCAGCAAACUCCCUUGGACAGACUUAACAAACUUGGUGCUUUGCUGCAACCAAAAAAAAAAAAAAACACAAAAUAAUAGAAAACAAACCAUGACGCAAUUGAUGCUUUUCUCUGUGUGCAGCAAAACCAAAAAGAGAGGAAAAUUUAAAACAAUAUUAACAAGUCUUCUCUGCCUCAGUGUUGUAUUCUGAAUGAAGGACUGAAAAAGGAUGAGUAGUAAGGUUUUCAUACUUCCAGCAGUACUUUUAGCCGUGAGAAGAUUAUUAGUAGAGCUCAUUAGCCUUUCUACGAUAGGUCAGGUCCUAUGGAGUUGGAGAUAUUUUGACAGCACUGAAUUUUUUUUAUUUAUAUACAUUUGAAUAUAUAUAAUGUUUGUGGGGGAAAAACAUGCAAACUAACAUUACAACAGCUCUUUAUCUUUCCUAGAAUUUAUUCUGGGUUAUUAUACUGUAUGUCUGAGGCUUUUUACAGGCCCAACUCUACUGUUACUUGAAAAUACGCAGGCCUUUUUUUUCUUCACUUCUGUAGGGAAAUCUUUAUCUGCGAGCAUGCUUGGCAAACUGUUGGGAGAUGAACAUACAUGGUCACAGUCACAUUCAACUCCAGUACACAACUCAGGAUGCCAAAUACAAACAAAUAACAAUUGUUAGAAGUAUGACUGUUUAUUUGUUUUUUUUCUUCCACUUUUAAGUAAGUCACAACACUUUUUAUGUCUUCUCUUUCUUUAUUUGUUAUUUUUUAUGAACAGAAAUGAAACUUGGUGCUAAUUUUCACACAUGAAGAUGCAAUGUGUGUCUCUGUUACAUGCAGAGGUCUUUUUUUCUAGUAAUUUGGCGUUAGUUGUAGUUUUAAAAAAUUAAGAAGCAGUAGAUUAUUUGUUGGUAUGCAUGAAAUUUCACAUAGCUCUACAAUAUGGCAUGGUUUUUUGCUUUCACUUGCCUUUUAUGAUUGAGUAGAUCUCAAAAAGAAGUAAAAAAAAAUUUUUUUUUAAAAAGUGUAAUUUUUUUUAUGUGUGAUUGUGUUGAAUAUGUUAUUUUAUGUGUUUAGAUUAUCUGCCAGCCAGGUAGAUAACAAUGUCAGUUGAGGAAGUGAGUGUAUUCAAUAUGUUGCUCAAGUAUGUUUUAACUUUAUCUGUUUGCAGCAGGUCACUCCAUUUUAAGACAGGAGUGAAUAUGUGUCUGUUUCCAUAUCCUCAGGAGAGUCAACCCAGAACUGCCUGCCUCAGGUUUUUAACCCUAAUGUCGAGUUUGGUAGCUUUAAAUUCAACAUGGAAAGCUAAAAACCUCUGAUAGCACUGUGGGUUGUUUACUCUGCAGAGAUAGAUUCAUCUACAGCAGCUCAUAUUCAUGUUCGGUCAGAAGAAACCUCCUGCAGCGUGCUGUGAUCUGUAGUGUAGCUCCGAUAAGCAUGCUCACACGCUUCCUUUCAACCACGUGGCAAACCACAGCCACACAAUUAUUUGGGGGUUUGGAUUUUUUUCUUACUGUUAGCUGAGAAUAUUUGUUUUGAUAAUCCUAAAAUGAGCAUCUUUUCAUUUUAUUUAUUUCAUUCAUUUUGUUCUGCUUUCUUGCCUGUUUUUCCACCACUUUUGUUGAUUGAUUAGCUUUCUAAUAUCUGGGGUUCUUGUCUAUUGUCUCCUGUACUCUAUUGUCGCUCCCCCACUCAGCAAAUUCCUCUCAAAUUGCCCACACAAAGUACUAGACUGGAGCUUCCCUGUCCCAGUGGAUAAAAACUGGUCUUAUUCUUUGAAACAAUAAGUCUUAGGCAUCUAGUGCAUGAAUGCAUGAAAUUGGUGUUAUCAUGAAUGAGCAGGAGCUAUGGUCCAGCUGUGGUUGUUGCCUGCAUUUUGGGUAUCUGACCUAAACCCGGAUUGUUACAUAUAAGAUAUCAAUUACCUAAUACAAACUUGUCUAGAAACAGUCUCUGUUUAUUGGUUUAGAAUUUUUAUUUUUACCUUUAUUAUGUUGAAAAGUCCACUUUAAGUAAUGAGUGAAAUUUUUAUGUUGGUUCCAUAAAAAAAAGGGUAUUUUUUACUUCUGAACAAAAUUUGGGAAUUAACUUAAUGAAAGUACUGGAAUAUAAUUUUGAUGUCAUUAAGAUCUGGCUUUUUCAUUACCCAUGUUGGAAAGGUUCUCCCAUUCACUCUAUGUUUCCUAAAUAAAAAUAAAAUUCAUGUGC